AUGGAUGUUAGAGACGGUGAUAACACAUUGGAAACAGACAGUGAUGCAAAAACGGAAGAAAAAGUAUUUGGGAAAAGAUUCUACAACCUUGACAGUGAUAUCCAAGUGUGGUCAGAUUUCCUACAAACAGGUUUUCACCCUCGCUCGAUACAUCUUCUUCAAGAUUAUCAUCAUAAUCACCCUGAUCAGCCUUUCAACAUUUUUGGUGUUGGACAACAAGUGUGUAGUGACAAGCGUCAGUGGGACAUCAUAGAGGACAACAUUCGUUACUUCGCCGAAGAGUGUGACUUUUUACAAGGCUUCCAGAUACUUCUUGACAACUAUAAUGCAUUUGGUGGAGUGGCUGCCUCUGUACUGUCUUAUUUAUCUGACGAGUUCGCCUCAAAAUCAAGACUCAGCUUUGCUGUAACUCCGGCAAGUCCUUGUGAUCAGACAGCUACUGAGAGAUCAGCCCGGAUCUUGAACACUGCCCUCAGCCUCCAUCAUUGUGGCGGUGACAGUUCCCUGUUUGUUCCUCUGUCCUUGGCUUCAGCUCUGUGGAAGAGUGUUGGCCCUCCUAUUCAUAUGCCACAUUUGGAGUAUAAUGCCAGCUCAGACUACCACACAAGUGCCAUAUUGGCAGCUUCACUGGACACAAUGACAAUGCCCUUCAGAAAGGAAACACAUCCAGAAAAGAUGGUUGAUGUCACAUCACUGUUGAGUUCAUAUGGGAGAAAGGUCUCAGCAUUGAACACAAGUUUUCCACUUCCACUAAAGCUUGGGAGCUCAAUUGCGGACUGCUUACUUGGUUUUGGUGAAACAGACCCAUGGAUGUCAUUAACUCCUCAUGUGAAAUGUUCCUCUUUGCCCUUGUUCAAUUCCUGUGUAGUUCGUGGAGUUCCUGCUGCCAUGACCAAGUGUGACCCACACCCAGGAAGCUUGCCAGGAUUGCUGUCCUCCUGUAGCAGUGUUGCUGAUGUUCUUGGUCUCUACCUCAGAGAAACAUAUCCAGGCUCCUACAAUACUGCAUGUGUCAUGAGAGAUGGCCUCAAGGUGACAACUCCAUUCCCACAUAUUUUCUCUAGUCACAUAAACCAGCAGGGUUAUCUGACAGACACACUGAGGAGCCCUGUCACUGGAGUUGAAACUGUAGCUGCAAUGACCUCACUACAGUCAAGUGUGGAUGUCUGUAACUAUAUUACCAGCUUAGAGACUUGUGUGUCCAGAUUCAACAUUGCCAAACACCAACACUUUCUGGAAGCAGGUUUAGAAGUGGAUGAGUUCGCUGAGGUCAUUCAGGGCCUGCAACAGUUAGCUCAUUGUUAUCCCACAAAUAAUUAG
Candidula unifasciata is the source of this 1320-nucleotide messenger RNA. The record is from the annotation of a GenBank genome assembly. Lineage: Eukaryota; Metazoa; Mollusca; Gastropoda; Stylommatophora; Geomitridae.